Messenger RNA from Archocentrus centrarchus (flier cichlid), 4971 nucleotides. It is a transcript of the gene slc6a16b, whose product is annotated as solute carrier family 6 member 16b. Bases 327 to 2297 code for a protein of 656 amino acids. The record is from RefSeq and is a predicted model, not a curated record. Gene Ontology annotation, biological process: nitrogen compound transport; sodium ion transmembrane transport; amino acid transport. NCBI's taxonomy places the organism in Eukaryota, Metazoa, Chordata, Actinopteri, Cichliformes, Cichlidae. Gene Ontology annotation, cellular component: plasma membrane. The transcript has 12 exons.
CGUGAGAAAACUGCAGAGGAAGUAUUUGUACUGCUCGUAGUAAGCGGUUUACCGCGAAAAGUACCCUCGUUUGUAUCAUAUUUGGUAAUUGUAAGUCUUUUAUUAGGGUUUUAGAAUUUCAUAAUAGCGGUUUAAAAAGUUUAUAACAUGUUAGAUUUAACAAGAAAUCUAGAAACAGAAGAAUAACUUCGCUUCGAUCGUUACGGUGACAGCAGCAGCUACACACGUGGUCGUCUCCUCUAACCGGAAGGCGGGAUAAGAGAUUAUCGUCUUUUUUCUCCGUUUCUUCUCCUACCUGUUCGCUGACUACACUGGCUGCCUGCCAGAUGGAGAAGCAGCCUUUGCCAGCUGAUAAUGAAAACACAGAACCCACAGAGGUCGACGGGCUCACGGGCGAGAGCGGCCCGCAGGACGUGUCUGAGCCAGAUGCUCGAGCAGGAUGGAACAGUAAAAUAGAGUAUUUUUUGGCUCAAGUGGGAUUCAGCGUUGGACUCGGGAAUGUCUGGAGGUUUCCGUAUUUGUGUCACCAGAACGGAGGAGGAGCUUUUCUCCUGCUUUACAUCUUGCUGAUGCUAGUUGUGGGCAUUCCCUUGUUCUUCCUGGAGUUGGCAGCCGGUCAAGCCAUCCGACAGGGCAGCAUCGGAGUGUGGAAGUACAUCUCACCCAAGCUCUCCGGCAUCGGUUACUCCAGCUGUGUGGUUUGUUUCUUUGUGGCUCUCUACUACAACGUGAUCCUUGCAUGGAGUCUUUUCUAUCUCGGGAACUCGUUCCAGUACCCUUUACCUUGGGAGCAGUGUCCAAAACAGGGGAAUGUAACAGAAAGGGAAUGCGAAGAGAGCUCUCCCACGUCGUACUUCUGGUACCGCAAAGCUCUGAAUGUCACAGAUUCAAUCGAAGAUGUCGGCACUUUCAACCCUUAUAUCGUCUGCUGUCUGCUGGCAGCGUGGACCAUCGUGUGUCUGGGGAUGUUCAGGGGUAUCAAGACCUCCGUCAAGGUGAUGUAUUUCUCCUCCGUUUUCCCUUACGUGGUGCUCUUCUGCUUUCUCGUCCGAGGACUCCUGCUGGAUGGAGCCUCUGAAGGAAUCACAUUCAUGUUCUACCCCAAGUUAGAAAUCUGGGCAGAUGUUCAGGUGUGGCGGCAGGCAGCCACGCAGGUUUUCUUUGCAUUGGGCCUCGGCUUCGGGUCAAUUAUCGCCUACUCUUCCUACAACCCCAGAAACAACAACUGCCACCGGGACGCUUUCACCGUCUCCCUCAUAAACUUCCUCACAUCUGUGCUGGCUACUCUGGUGGUCUUUGCUGUGCUCGGUUUCCGUGCUAAACAGAAGGUCACGGAGUGUGUAGUCAGUAACUUGAAGGAGCUGUUAUAUGAAUUUCAUGACGGCAAUGUGGACGAAGCCCUCAUGCCUCCAUUCAACUACUCUGAUCCCAAGUCAGUGGCUCUAGAGGGCUACAGAGCCUGGUUUAAACAGUAUGGAGCUAUGGUGCCUGGCAAUCUAACAGACUGUGACCUGGAAACAGAGAUGCAGAAGGGUGUGGAGGGAACUGGUCUAGCUUUCAUCGCCUUCACAGAGGCCAUGACGCUCCUGCCCGGCAGCCCUUUCUGGUCCGCCCUCUUCUUCCUCAUGCUUCUCAACCUGGGACUCAGCACAAUGUUUGGCACUAUGGAGGGCAUCCUCGCCCCCCUCAGUGACCGCUUCAAAUGUCUGGCAAGGAACAAAACCAAGCUCACAAUUUUCAGCUGCAUCCUUGGCUUUCUGCUUGGCCUGCUCUUCACCCAGCGCUGUGGGAACUACUUUGUGAUGAUGUUUGAUGAUUACUCUGCAACCCUGCCGCUCAUCAUUGUGGUGGUUUUUGAGACUUUCAGUGUUUCUUGGAUGUAUGGAGCUGAUAGAUUCCUGAACGACAUUGAAAAAAUGCUUGGCUGGCGUCCCAGCGUCGUUUACAAGUACCUGUGGAAAUACAUUUGCCUGCUUGCUAUGUUUGGGCUGCUGGGAGCCACCACAAUCCGCAUGUUCCUGUCACGCCCCACGUAUAUGGCAUGGAACGAGGAAAAGGCUUCUGAGGAGUAUUUGGAAUACCCUGGUUGGGCUCUGGCUGUUUUGGCUUUAUUGAUCAUAUUUGCCACACUGCCCGUCCCAUUGGGCGUCAUCCACGCUCUUCUGCGGGACAGGAAUUCAGGAACUUCCAGAGAUGCAGAGAACGGUCCCUACAGGAUGGUUAGCACUGAGGAAACUCCGAUGACAGACUUUUCAGAACUGGACCAUAGAAAUGGGGUCGCUGCUCCUGUUUCCUAAACACUGGAUGAAAUUGUGAGAGGACCUGAAGAACACCCCCCAAAAUAACAACAAAAAAAAAAAAAAAUACAUGGGCCGUAUUUAAAGACAGUUAAUUUAUCAGUGAAUUAUAAGCUGACGUAUUAUGAAAGAGUCACAGUUUGUUACUGAGCCUAGCACUUACCUCAAAAUCAGAAACACAUCUACAGAAUGACAGCAGUCACUCUGCACAGCGUCUCUGUGCUCUGCUGUUGCUCACAGAAUGAUGGAAAGAAAGUGGAUUAUAGUGGAAGUUCGUUAUUAAACUGACAGCAGUUUUGCCGCUCCCAGAAUUCUGUGAACUGUAGUGUUGAACCACAUUUGCUGUUACUACCAGUACAGAUGCUGCCAAAUUAACCAGAAGGAUUCCAAAAGGCCAUUUUAAUGUUUGUCCUUCUCUUUAAACCUUUGAAAUCAAAGCAGGUCUAGAUCAUAAUGAUGUUCCAGCAGCUUUUAAAAAGUCUGUUAUAUGGAACAAAUAAUUUCUUAGUUUGUGAGAGGUAAAAUUUCCAGUAAGGGAUUUUGUUUGGUUUUUUUAACCAGAGUGGAUAUCUGAAUGAGCAAAAAUAUAUUUAAGUUCUUUAAUAUAAGCCAUAAAUAUUUCAUGUUCCUAAAGCCAGUCUUGGCAGCGAGGGGUCGGACCACCGGGGCCUCCGUUCCUGACCACUGGCCCAUCCAAAAUGCACAGAACCCCUACGUUUUUGGUUUUUUGGCCUGCGCCCAUCAGUAUCCCAUGGACAUUUCACCAAGGACAAUUUUGCCUUGGGAGAACUCACAAGGGGCUGUAGUGAGACCUUUGCUGGCUCUAAAUCUGACACAUUCCUAAUGGGCGACCAAGGGUGACCACCCUUGGUCAGUGUUUCUCUAAAACUUUUAUGGACAGAAUUUGUUGGUAUAACAAGUGACCGAAAGUUGCCUCAAGAUCACCGCUCUGCGUUUGCGAUUUGUAGCUGAGUGCGAAGCUGAGAUGGGGUGAGGAACUCUGUCAUUUGGGAAGUGGUCAGAGUAGACCUGCUACUUCUCCACAUCAAAAAGAGACAACUGUUGGUUUGGGAAUCUGACCAGGGCACCUCUGACGCCUCCCAGGUGAGGUGUUGCAGGGAUGUCCUACCAGGAGAAGGCUCUGGGGCAGACCCAGGGGACACUGGAGAGAUUGUAUCUCUCAGCUGACAUUGGGAAUGCCUCAGUGUCCCCCCAGAAGAGCUAGAGGAAGCAUCUGGACAUCUAGACAUCUCUGCUGAGCCUGCUGUCCCUGAAAUCCACAUCCAGAAGGAUGGAUGGAUGGAAGCCAUAAAAAUGUUAUCAUGUUCGUGUUGUAUGUUGCUGCUGUAGCAUACAAGAUUCACCUAAAUAAUUUUUGACUUUUUUAAGCAGUUAAGAUGAACAACAUGUAGACAAUCCAUCAAUUUGAUCAUAGAUGUCCCCACAAGUGUGUAAUUUAUUUUUUAGCUUAUCCGACCGAAGGAAAAAUGAGCUUAGGCGAUAGCGAGGCGUCCAUUGAUCCCUCAAAAGUUUACAUGAAUUACUACUCCUCAUAGGUCAGAUUCAUUUGUCUUGGAUAUGUCUGUUUAUGAGCCUCCUUGACUUUUUAAAUGGAUUUAAAUUCUCAUUAUUUUGUACAAUACAACCAACCAGUGACCAUCAAACAUAUCACUUUCACUCUGUACUUCACACAUUACAGUAACCUGUGAAUUGUGAUGGAUCACGAGUUCAUUGAUGUUCUGGUUUUAACCUUUCACUGUUUGCUCCAUUGAGGUCAGUUCAUUUGUUUCUCCUGAGUAACUUGCAUUAAUACCUACAGUCCUGUACAGUACAGGUUCACUAACAUGGUUACCCCAGAAAAGAGUCAAUUCAGCUACAUAAUGCCACAGUUUAGUGCAGCUAUAAUACUAUUGCCGUUCCCGCCAUAAACACACUAUGAGGAUGUUUAAAAAACACACCUGGGACCAGACUGAGUGUUGGAACUUGAUGCGAUGCUGUACACUAAACAGGUUUAGGUGCUCUGUUUGCAGUAAACAUGCAUGUUGGCAUUAUCGGUCCAAACAAACAGCUGAUAAACGUCAUUUAUUCAUCAAACGUCGUUUAUUAUAAAUCUCCUCGGUAACAAAGCCAGUGCAACAAUGAUCGCAGCUGUUUUUAGAGCACAGACUGAAGCUGUUUAGUGACAGCAUCCUAAUGCAAAGAAAAAAAGAUAUUUCUGUGAUUUGUAUAUAUGUAAAUGGUCCAUGUAAAAAUGCUUUAAAGAAUAAUUAUUUUGAUGUUUUUAGUUGUAAAUGAGAAAUCUUCAGAAAGGAUCUUUUUGUGUAUAUUUUUUGUAAAGUUUGGUGUAUUUUUUAGACUUGAUUGCUCUGUGCUAUCUUCUCUGAGCUUUUUUUUUCCUGAUAUUAAAGCUGCAGUUUGUUUUCUGGUCUAGCUUUUCCAUUUUAGCGUGAACUUGAUGCAUCGUAAUGCUGAUGAGUUCUGGGUGCCUUCUGCUCUAAUGGAGCCGAAUGAACAAAAUGCUGAAAACAUCCCAGUGUUCCUGUAAUUUUGAAAACAUUUCUUUUGGCAUCGCAGUAGUAUGCAAGUAGGCUGUGAGUUUGUGUACAAAAUGUAUGUAAGAUGCUACUGCUGUGUCAUAUGUUGUUGUUCUUUUAUUAAUAAAUGUUAGCAUCCA